AUGUUAAAAUCACCAAAGAAAUCGGCGAAAAAUCCAUUGCCGUCUGAAGAAAUCCAUCUACCUGGACCGCAUCCGGCAAGAGGCAUCUACGGAUUCGCUUUGUACAUUACUGCUUGGUGCGGAUUGGUGAUCUACGUUCUCUGGGCGGUUCUUCCGGUUCAAUUCCUAAAUCGAUUGGGCAUCACAUAUUUCCCGUCGAAGCUUUGGGCGUUGAUCAUUGGAUUCAUUUUUCAAUUCGCUGCGAUUGCCUACGUCGUUGUCAUAUUUAUUAUAAAUUGCAUUCGGUUCGAAGGAUACUCGGUUUUUGACAACGUCGAGCUCGUCAACAACGAUUUUGGCGAUCGAUCGAUUUUGAAGAAGGAAAAAACAAACUAG
This is a messenger RNA of Caenorhabditis bovis, 375 nucleotides long. Lineage: Eukaryota; Metazoa; Nematoda; Chromadorea; Rhabditida; Rhabditidae. The record is from the annotation of a GenBank genome assembly.